Molecule: messenger RNA, 1540 nt
Organism: Saprolegnia diclina VS20
Lineage: Eukaryota; Oomycota; Saprolegniomycetes; Saprolegniales; Saprolegniaceae
Exons: 6
Coding region: 26-1510 (494 amino acids)
Molecular function (GO): protein binding
Source: RefSeq, a predicted model, not a curated record
CGCCACUUGGCAGGCGGCGACGACGAUGGGACUCGAGACGCUUCACGACGACUUUUUGGCGCAGAUCUGCGCUGCGUGCGCCGUGGCCGACCUUGGCGCGCUCGUUGCCGUGAGCAAGAGCUACGAGCGGCUCUUCCGCCCGUACUUUAUCGACGCGUGCAAGCGCUACUGCUUCCUCGACUACCUCACGCCGUCGAUCGGCGCGUACCGCAUGGCCUCGCCUGUGCCUCGCACGUGGCCAGCGCUCUACAAGGCGUUUACGUCGUCGCGCCACAUGUCGUGGUCGGCGUGCGCGUCCGAGGUCAGCUCCGGCCUGCGCAAGCUCAAGGUCGACCCGACCGAGUACGCUGUCGACGGCGCCUUCCUGCUUCGGUGCGGCGGUCACUACCUCUUCAGUUUGUGGCAGAUCCCUUUCGCAUCCAUUCACAUCACAUCCUCGAACGACGACGACCCUCGCUUUGGGACACUGGACAUGGCCAAGUGGGAGAGGCUCCGACCGGUCGGCGCCGGCCCAUGCCCCCGACGCAACCACACCAUCACGGCGCUACCACCCCUCUUUGUCGAACGUACGCUCGUCUUUGGCGGCGACGACGACAAUGAGUUUGCAAACCAGCACUGGCGUCGCCUCCUCAUCUUUGGGGGCCAAGCCGAGACGUACCCGUUCCAGUCCUUUAACGACCUCUACCUCUGCUGCCAAACCCGCGAUCGGGCGACCGGCAAGACCAAGGCGUACUGGGUCGAGCCCGAGACGACGGGACUUCCGCCGUCGCCGCGCUCGAGCCACGUGGCCACGGUGCUCGACCCGCUGACUGUGCUCUUCUCGGGCGGCAGCAGCGGCACGACCGCGAUCCCAUCGCUGGAAAUUUUUCUUUUGCAUCAAAUUCCGCACGACUACGGCGACACGGGGCUGGGUGCGUUUCGGUGGUCGCGGCCCACAGCCGAGAUGGUGUCGCCCAUGGGUCGCACGCUGCAUGCGGUUUUGCAACCCAACCGCGCCAAGCGCGAAUUCGUCAUCUUUGGCGGCAAGCAGAUCCGCGAAUCCAACGGCUUGUUCGACUGCCACUGCCUCACGUUUCUCGAUGCGGACUUGACCGAGAUGGCGUGGUCGGUGCCCGCGCUGAGCGGCCAUCGACCGUCGGACCGUCGCGGCCACAGCACGACGUUGAUCGGCCAUCGGCAUUUGCUGGUCUUUGGCGGCCAAGACAGCUCAUCUCACGAGCUUGACAAUACCACGUACGAGCUCGACGCAAAGCAGCUGCGCUGGUUUACACCAACGAUAUACGGGCAGCCACCGAGCCCGCGCCGGGGGCACAAGAUGCAGUACUUUGGCUCGCGCAUGAUUGUGCAGAGCGGCUUCACCUGGAACGAGCGCCAUAGCGUCGCCAAUACCAAGCUGCCCGAGACCGACGCCCACGUCCUGUCCUUUUUGCCAUUCGUCGAGGAUACGCCUACGAACGUCGCUGCUUCGGCCCUGCAAGCGAACGUCGACGAAGAGGUCGGAGACUACUAGUCUCGACAAGUCGAUGCCACAACACUGAUA